UGGCGAGAACUCUUAUGAAACCAGCCGCGUACGUAUCUGGUCGGGGAAGCUGUAGACAGGAGCUAGACCUACUUAUCCAGAGCUAGAAACAGCGGAACUUGCUCACACGUUUACAAAUUACGGGAAGAAAUGAUACAUUCUGAAGGGAAGACAUAGGAGCCCUUCUGCUGCGCAUUUAAGAGUUUAUUAUGGCCCCGAAUUCCAUCCACUGGUUCCGGAAAGGCCUGCGUCUCCAUGACAACCCAGCGCUUCGGGAGGCUGUGCGCGGAGCAGCCACAGUGCGUUGCGUCUACUUCCUAGACCCCUGGUUCGCCGGCUCCUCCAACCUCGGGGUCAACAGGUGGAGGUUCCUCCUGCAGUGCCUGGAAGACCUCGACGCCAGCCUCCGCAAGCUCAACUCUCGCCUCUUCGUGAUCCGCGGCCAACCGGCUAACGUUUUCCCCCGGCUCUUCAAGGAGUGGAAGAUCUCGCGCUUGACCUUUGAGUACGACUCAGAGCCGUUCGGUAAAGAGCGGGAUGCUGCCAUCAGGAAGCUGGCGAUGGAGGCCGGGGUGGAGGUCAUCGUCAAGACUUCACACACCCUCUAUGAUCUCGACAAGAUCAUUGAGCUGAAUGGCGGGCAGCCCCCGCUCACCUACAAGCGCUUCCAGACCCUCAUCAGCCGCAUGGACCCCCCGGAGCUGCCGGUGGAGCCGCUGUCCGACGCCUUCAUGGGCCGCUGUGUCACGCCUGUUGGGGACGACCACGGGGACAAGUACGGGGUGCCCUCGCUGGAGGAGCUGGGGUUCGACACAGAAGGGCUGCCAUCGGCGGUGUGGCCGGGGGGCGAGACCGAGGCGCUGACCCGGAUAGAGAGACACCUGGAGAGAAAGGCGUGGGUGGCGAACUUCGAGAGGCCCAGAAUGAACGCCAACUCCCUGCUGGCGAGCCCCACGGGCCUGAGCCCCUAUCUGCGUUUCGGCUGUCUCUCCUGCCGCCUCUUCUACUUCAAGCUGACAGACCUCUACAGGAAGGUGAAGAAGAACAGCUCUCCGCCCCUUUCCCUGUACGGCCAGCUCCUCUGGAGAGAGUUCUUCUACACGGCCGCCACCAACAACCCACGCUUCGACAAGAUGGAGGGCAACCCCAUCUGCGUGCGCAUCCCCUGGGACUGGAACGCCGAGGCGCUGGCCAAGUGGGCCGAGGCCAGGACCGGCUUCCCCUGGAUCGACGCCAUCAUGACCCAGCUGCGGCAGGAGGGCUGGAUCCACCACCUGGCCCGGCACGCCGUGGCCUGCUUCCUGACCCGAGGAGACCUGUGGAUCAGCUGGGAGGAGGGCAUGAAGGUGUUUGAGGAGAUGCUGCUGGAUGCGGACUGGAGCGUGAACGCGGGCAGCUGGAUGUGGCUCUCCUGCAGCUCCUUCUUCCAGCAGUUCUUCCACUGCUAUUGCCCUGUGGGCUUCGGCCGCAGGACCGACCCCAACGGAGACUUCAUAAGACGUUACUUACCUGUCCUUCGAGGUUUCCCAGCUAAGUAUAUCUACGACCCCUGGAACGCCCCGCACUCCGUGCAGACCGCCGCCAAGUGCAUCAUUGGCAUCCAUUACCCCAAGCCCAUGGUGAACCACGCCGAGGCCAGCCGGCUCAACAUCGAGAGGAUGAAGCAGAUCUACCAGCAGCUGUCCCGCUACCGAGGGCUAGGCCUGCUCGCCUCAGUACCUUCCAACCACAACGGGAACGGAAACGGCAACGGGAACGGUCAUGGGAACGGGAGCGGUCAUGGGAGCGGGAACGGCGCCAUGAUGGCGUACUCUCCUGGGGAGCAGCAGCCAGGCAUCUCCACACCCCACGGGGCCACGGUCUCAGGGGUGAACGGGAGCAGCAGCAUUUUGCUGAACUUUGGCGGCGAUGAGCGGCCCGGUCCGAGCGGAAUGCAGCAGCACGGCUACCACACCGUGUCAGAUCAAGGCCAAGGGGUGGCUGGCGGUCACCGGCUUUACCAGCCCAGCAGUUCGCAUGAAUUUGCUGUGCCACAGCAUCCAGGCCGCCUGGGUCACGCGGCGGGGAGCGGCACGGGGAAGAGGGAGCGGGAGGCGGAGCGCGAGUCCGGAGCGGACAGCGACCCUCCCUCCUCCGCGCUCAAGGUACAACGGCCCAACAGCGAGAAGAGCGGUGAUCUCCAGGAUGUGAACAUGGUAUCUUUUUGAACAUCAAAACAACCAUAACCCACAGAGCAGCUCAACUUGGAGGUGGAAGGCAUCGGGAGAUUGUGUGUUUUUUUUAUAUAUAUUUCUACUGUUCCAGGAAAGAUUGCUCUUGUGUUUAUCAGUUUAAACACUAAGUAAGAUGUCAUCUUUUUUGCCCAAAAUAAUUGAAGGUGUUUCAAAUUCAAAAUGCAGAGAGUACAUUUUAUGGGGUUGUUGAGAGGUUUUCUGGUUGGGGUGAAAACCAGUCAGUUUGGAUGAAGGAGCUCCGUAUGUGCAGCAGAGUCUGCAAGGUUAUGUAAUCCAAAGACUGUAGUCUCCCUGCCACUGUGAAUCUCACCAACCCAUUAAUCAAAUUAAAUUAAACUCCUAGACAAACACAUCCUCUCUGCUGUUGAUGUGGACCCGAACUGCAUCCAUCUUAUUGCCCUCUAUAUGUGCUGAAAGGCCUGGAGGGACAUGUAUGGCAGGUUUAAAAACAACUAUUUUUUGAGUUAAUAGACAUCGUGAGAUCCUGCUAAGUCAUGUAUGGGUAAUUCAGUCAGCACAAAAUUGGCUGUAUGGCAGGAUGUUCCCCACCUCUGUGGUUUUUGUCCGGUUGUAUAGAUUGGACGGCCAUGAUGCCCGUACCAGUGUAAGGCUAUGAAGUCCUGAGCUAUGGGACUCUCAAUGCCAAUUCUGGUCACCAGCAGUACCAGACAGGCUGAAAUCAAACACCACCAGGCCGGUGGAUCUCAUCCUGCUCCGUCUGGUGCAAGUGCAGGUGCUUAUACCCAGUGUGAAGCCCACAGCAAGGCAGAUGGCCAAGGAAAGCUACAGUACAUCGCUCUUUAAGAGCGUACAAGCCUCGAGUUUGCAUGUCCAGUUACCAUGACCAUUUUUCAAUGGAGGUCGAAUGUGGUCUCCCCUCAGGGGUUGUGCUUCAGAGUAAAAAUAUGUCCACAUGUCACACCCACACAGAAAUAUACAGCUCACACAGAAUUUUUUUUAUACUUUUCAUACUUCGAGGGGAAAGUUAGUAAAUUAGUCUAGCUUGAAAACCAGCAGCUUACUUCCCCUUAUUCUGCCAAAAAAAAAGGCUGCACUGCAGAAUGAAAAAGCCAAUGGCACUCAAGCUUGGUGCAGUGUUAAACUUCAGUUGGACCCCAUCCCUCCAAAUGGGAAGGACAGGGGUGUCACCCUACAGGGCUUACGCUGUGCAAUUCAGUGUGUUACAUCACCAUCUGUCUCCAAGUCCUGAAGUAUGUAGUCUUGAAAGUCUCUCCUCCAUACAGUUGGCAGCAGCGCCACUGGUGGCAGCCAUUUUGGGAUAUCUGCAUGGUCCUUUAUGGAUGUCACACGCAAGAGUGGGACUUAUUUCUUCUGACUUGCAUAUGCAGUACCCCCGGUCCUAUAGAUGUGUACACACGUAUAAACAUUCCAUAGGAGAAGAGGACAGCAGCCAGGGCUUUUAGGGCACAGUGGAGGAGUGUAGAGAAGAAACUGCCCUGAAGCAAACCGUAUUGCUUGAGGCGAUUUUUCUUUGAAAAAUAUCCUGAAUUGAGGGCAGCCUCUCUUCGUCCAGCUAGCUGCUCAGUGCUACCUGCUUCUUCUGUUUGGUUCAUGCCUGCCUGGUGCAUUUCUGCACAUUAUAGAUGGCUUGUCAGCAUGCUUCACUGGUGCGGAUCUACUUUAUCACUUAUUUGUCGUUGGCUCACCCCGGCCAAACCCUCCAACGAACGUUCACCUGUUGUUUCCAAAGGGUGUCAUUUUUUAUUUUCAGUAAAUGCAAUGUUCUUUUUUGUAUGUACAUAAAUAUAUAUAUAAAAUACAAAAGUGUAAAUAAUUUCAGUAAUGACUUCUUUAUCAGUAACUUUACUUAUAUUGACCUAUAAAUAUGUAUAUUUAAAAUUUUGUUUCGUAUAUAAUACUUGUAUGGUAUUGCUCCACUUUUCCUACCAGCUGUAAUCUGCAGUUUUACCAUCCUACAUAUAUUUAUAGAUAAAAUAUGUGUGUGUAUAUGUACUGUAAAUGUAUAUGUGAGUAUACAUGUGUACAUGUAUGUACAUAUAUGUAUAUACACAAAUAUAGAAAAGGAGCUUGGAAAUGUUAAAAGCUAUGUUGUGGCAUCUAAAGAGUGAUACCUAUUUUAGGUGUCAGCACAACAUGCUACCGGCUGAAUACCCGUGAGAGAAAUGCAGAGAUCGCUAUGGACACUAGAGCUGCAGGAAGAGAGGGGAGGCAGGUCCAGUCUUAAUAUCCCAGAGCCUUUUUUGCCAUUAGCGAGAACUGGUGUCAGGUCUAUAAUUGGAUAAGAGCUGUGAAUGUUUUUAAAGGCAGCAUUUUAGAAUGGCACUUUUUGUCACCCUUGUUAAUAAAAAAGAACAUUCCUUGUUGUCCAAAAAUGGUCUCAAGGGUUUCUGCUAAGUUUCAUUCUCGAAAAGUGUAAAGUAUUUGUAUAGAACUGUUUUUUUUCUUCUUGAAUGCCUGUUUGAUUUGUUUAAAUGUGCAUGCGUUUAUGUCAUUCACAACUCAUAUAGCUCAUGUCCCUUUAAUACAGGGAUCUUGCUUUGGUCAUCUAUGGAAAGCACACUGCAGCUUUUUCAGUUAUAUAUUUUUUGCAUUAAAACGAUAGCAGAAGUUUCUCCUUGACCACUGCGCUGGGCAAAACACUCCUUAGUUUCCCUCUUGUACUGACCUAGUCCUGUACUUGAACAAAAAAAAAAAAACAUUUUCACCAGUCAGUCUGAAUUUAAAUGUAGUAAAUUCUGAGGUAAUGCCCAGAUGCAGCAUCACACAAUCACAAUCCCCCUUCUCUCCAACUAAUAUUUGACCACAGUUCCUUUCUUGAGGAAUGGAUUUCACAAGCCCUGCUACCUGUGAAUCAGGUCUAUGUGUGUAAUAAAAAUUGAGAAACCAGGAAGGGAGUCUUUGGGUGACCUCACAUUUUACACUUUGGCACAAAAUUCAAGUUGAAGAAAUGGAGAAGUCAAAAAAGAUUACACCAUAGAAAAUCCCUUUGACACCUUGAACACCCAGACAUUCACCCCGUUCAGAGGUGAAGUGACAGCCAGCGGUGACUUGGGAGAGCUAUGUUAAACCAGACCAGGCAACCCUGUUAGCCAUAAAAACUAGGGAUCCAUCUCAAGACUGCUUGUGUGGGGAAAAAACGAGAGAUGUGUUCCAAUGUCUUUAGUUGGGGCCACUCAAGUUCAAAUGUCAAUACUCAAAAGAGGAUAAGAGAGUGUAUGUAGUCCCGCCAGGUCAUAUGACCCUACACAAAUACUGG
Messenger RNA from Megalops cyprinoides (Indo-Pacific tarpon), 5451 nucleotides. RefSeq names its product cryptochrome circadian regulator 3b (gene cry3b). Gene Ontology annotation, cellular component: cytoplasm; nucleus. Lineage: Eukaryota; Metazoa; Chordata; Actinopteri; Elopiformes; Megalopidae. The transcript has 15 exons. Bases 189 to 2186 code for a protein of 665 amino acids. Gene Ontology annotation, molecular function: FAD binding; DNA binding. The record is from RefSeq and is a predicted model, not a curated record. Gene Ontology annotation, biological process: circadian regulation of gene expression; negative regulation of DNA-templated transcription; entrainment of circadian clock by photoperiod.